CGUCAGCUGCCCGGAGAGACGGACCCGGGGACCCGCAGAGCGCGCGCGCGGACAGCGGUGCAGACCGGCAAAAGCGGGGUGGGCGGCGUCACGCGGAGGAUGGGACUAGACACCUGCUGCUGGACUUCAGACUCUAACCUGCUCAUCAGUGCGCAUCUUACAGGACACUGACCGGUGCUGCACAACCUGGCUUCACUAGUGACUUGGCUACUACUGGACUUUAAUGAAGCUACUGAGCACUUUUACACAACUUUACAAACUUUUUUACACACUAAUUUUAACAGCUGGGUUUUAUCCUAAAAGGACACACACUUUAUGAACUUUUUACGUACAGCUGUUUUACCUUAACGCACUUUUUUAAACAGCUGUUUCACACUCUUUUUGAUCACUUUGUCAACUUUUACGCACUAAUUUUAACAGCUGUUAUACCUUAAAUGUAUACCUUCUUUUUAUCACUUUUAAGAAUUCUAACGCACUAUUUUUAACAUUUACCCUAAAAGUACCCACUCUUUUUAAUCAACCUUUUUUAUCAGCAAUAUUGACAGCAGUAUUUUACACUGAAAAUACUUGUUUUUAAACUACUUUGGGAACGUUUUACGCACUAAUAUUAACAGCCGUAUUUUCUAUCUAUAUUUCUAUUUUCUACCGUAGUUGAACAGUUGCUUUCUCCACCGUAAAUUGAUAUUGUCCCAGUUGCUGCGAACUUUUGUACGCACUAAUUUUUGACGCGUAUUUCUCGUGGAAAGUAAUGACUAUACGCAACUCUACUUACGCUCUUACUAUACGCUGAUUUCUUAAUUUUUUUUAACUGCUUCUGCAUCGCGAUAUGCACGCGCACACGCUCUGCCGCCGCCUCGACACGGCUGCGCGCGCCCGGAGCCGCGCUCGUGCCGCGCGCUUUCCAGCGUGCUGAAGGAACGAUGCGGUCCCCGCGCGCGACCCAGCUCGGUCUGCUGGCGGCGUGCGCGUGCACGUGGCUGCUGGCGGCGCAGGGCUGCGGUCCAGGACCGGGCUACGGUGCGCGGUCCCGAUCGCGCAGGCUCACGCCGCUCGCGCUCCGGCAGCACGUGCCCGGAGUGUCGGAGACGAACCUGGGGGCGAGCGGGCGCGCGGAGAGCAAGAUCACGCGCCACUCGGAGCGCUUCAACGAGCUCGUGUGCAACUACAACCCAGACAUCGACUUCAAGGACGAGGAGAAGACCAAAGCGGACCGCCUCAUGACCAAGCGCUGCAAGGAUUGCUUAAAUAAACUGGCUAUUGCUGUAAUGAACCAAUGGCCAGGUGUGAGACUGCGAGUGACGGAGGCCUGGGAUGAAGAUGACAAUCAUCCAGCAGGUUCUCUGCAUUAUGAGGGGCGUGCUGUUGACAUCACAACCUCAGACAGGGAUAUAAAGAAAUACGGGCUGCUCGCCCAGCUGGCUGUGGAAGCUGGGUUUGAUUGGGUGCACUAUGAGUCUAAGUAUCAUGUGCACUGUUCGGUCAAAGCAGAUCACUCCGUCGCAGUGGAGAAAGGCGGCUGCUUCUCAGCGUCAGGACUGGUCACUGUGGCCGGGGGGCUGCAAAAGCCCAUGUCUUGUCUGCAGCUUGGAGACAGUGUUCUUGCUUUAUCUGAAGCAGGUGAGAUGGUUUUUAGCCGGGUUCUCCUCUUCCUACAUCUGGACAUCAGCCGUAGGUCCACCUUCUUGAUUCUCAGCACUGAAGAUGGGAAGGAACUUGCACUUACUCCGAAUCACCUCAUCUUUGUAGCUCAAAACCACGAAUACUACCAAGACGAGUAUCAUGCUCGUUUUGCCAGCCGAGUUAGGAGAGGAGACUGUGUGCUUGUUUCUGGAAAAGACGGUGAGGUGCAUCUCUCCAAAAUAGUCUCCAUUUCACUUGAGAAAAGAACUGGAGUUUAUGCUCCACUGACAGAGCAUGGCAACCUGUUUGUGGAUGGCGUGUUGGCGUCUAGUUACGCAUCUGUAGAGGAUCACAGACUCGCACACUGGGCAUUUGGGCCUGUGCAGUUUCUGGAUGGCCUGGCUCAGCUGUUUGUUGGGCAGAAAUCACAAACUAUAAACAAUGAUGUUGGGCCUAAAGUUAACAGAAGUGUGAUGCACAAUGUUUCAGGUGUUGAAAGCAAGAGCCUGUGUUUAAAUGAACAUGAUUUAAUGGACUAUUCUGAUUGUGUGGACACCAAAGUCCAGGUUUACUGGUAUGCAAAGCUACUGUACACUAUUGGUCAGAUGAUUCUGAGUCCUCACAUGUUUUAUGAAUGAAGAUACAAGAAAAGACAAACCAGUGACCUCUCUAUGCAAGGGCAUUACAUUUCUAACCACAUAAAACCUACUCAUGGAAAACCAGACCAUAUGAAUGCUAUUUAAACUGAUAAAGCUUUUCGUGCUCAGACACUCUCAGACAAAACCAUUGUUUCUCCAUUUUUUGACAUAAUGUGAUUCUGGCUGUCCAAAUAGAAAUACUCCAAAAUUAUUAUUGGAAUAAAAUACUUUUACAUUGACGUAUUCUGUUAAAUUGCAAUUUUGGAGAUACGUGUUUCUUGUCAGAGAGUGAUGGUGUGUAAUAUAGUCCUAUUAAUUUCUGAUUAGACAUUUUAAUUGUGGUUAUGCAUACAGGUAUUGAUGGCGCAUAUUAUUAUAUUGUGAGACUGAAAUGAUGCGUUUUUAUACAGAAGAGGAAAUAUUUCAUAGAAUAAAACUAUUUAUUUUUAUACAUUUGGAUUUAUAAUAUAUAAAGCUUUUGAAGUUACAGUAAUUAAUCUCCAUGUCUUUUCUUACACUUGUUCUCCAGACUGAUAUUUAACAGAUACAUUGUUUUUGGAUGAUGUAUGAUGAAUUGUAAGCUAAUGUAACAUUAGAGCUCUAAUGCAUUUAGUUAAAAAUCUAACCUGUUUGAUAGAUUAUCAAAUAUAUAUAUAUUAUGAUGUAAGAAAUGUCCCACGUUUACUGCCUCAGUUGAGAAUGGGUGGAACUGGCAGGCCAGUUUUUAUUACUACAACUACAGGGUUUUACAUAAUACAGCACUUACAAGCAUUUGAUGUAUUGUUUAAUAAAUAUUGUUACACCUGCA
Messenger RNA from Astyanax mexicanus (Mexican tetra), 3066 nucleotides. It is a transcript of the gene dhh, whose product is annotated as desert hedgehog signaling molecule. The record is from RefSeq and is a predicted model, not a curated record. NCBI's taxonomy places the organism in Eukaryota, Metazoa, Chordata, Actinopteri, Characiformes, Acestrorhamphidae. Gene Ontology annotation, molecular function: patched binding; calcium ion binding. Bases 921 to 2258 code for a protein of 445 amino acids. Gene Ontology annotation, biological process: multicellular organism development; smoothened signaling pathway; protein autoprocessing. The transcript is spliced from 3 exons.